Molecule: messenger RNA, 1875 nt
Organism: Symbiodinium sp. CCMP2456
Lineage: Eukaryota; Dinophyceae; Suessiales; Symbiodiniaceae
Source: the annotation of a GenBank genome assembly
AUGGGAAAGGGAAGUGCUAAGGGCAAGAAAGGCAGCGCAGCCGGCUGCCCGGGCAGCCCCGAAGAGAAGUGUGUAUCGGAAGAAGUGCAACCCCGACAUUAUGUGUAUGUCGGCAAAGUCCCAGCCACGGGUGCAGAAAAUCCCGGAGCGACGAAGGGCAAGCACACCAAAGGAUGCAAGGGGGCCAUGAAAGGGGAUGCUGAAAAGGGCAAAGGCAAGUCUUCGGGAAAGGCCGCGGACAAAGGAAAGGGAAACAAGGGAGACACACCCAGCGGUUCCUCUCCCCCAAAUACUUGUGGCAAAGGACGCGGAGACUUUGAGACACCCACACCCAAGCGGCGCAGCACCGAAUGCUUGGCAUCAGGCACACCGCCAACCAGGCCGAACCCGAAUGCAUCCCCAACCCACGCGCCGAACGACCCGAAGCUAGCAGGCACGGGUACCCCCAAGGGCCACGGUUGCAAGGGAAGCAAUAAAGGUGGUGAGGAGCCGGCUCAGAUUGGCACGAAGGGUGUCAAAGGUGCCGGUGUGGAUCAGGGUGCCAAGGAUGCCUUGGAUCAGAACGGCAAAGGCAAGAACGGUACCGCGAAGGGAGCUGUGCAUCAGUCCGAUGGCAAAGGCUCCAAUGCCGCCGAUGUCGUGGAUCAGAGUGGCAAUGGUUCGAUGGCUAAGGGCAAGGGCAAGACAGGCAAAGGCAUUAAGGGCCCCGCUGAGGAUCAGAAUGCGGGUACGCUUGGUGCCGUGGAUCCGAGUGCCUUUAAAAAAGGCACUAAGGGCACCGCAAAGGGUGCGGUGGAUCCGAGCGCUAAGGGCGCCGUGGAUCCGAGUGGCGCCGCGAAGGGUACCAAAGGUGCUGUCAAGGGUGGCUUGGAUCAUAAAGGCAAAGGCAAGAAGGGUACCGCAAAGGGUGCCCACCAGUCGGGUGGCAAAGGCUCGAACGGCGCCGAUGCUGUGGAUCCGAGCAGAGACACCAUGGAUCAGAUGUCUGGCAAGGACAAGAAGGGUGAUCAGGCUGGCAAGGGCAAGACGAAGUGUGAUCAGCCUGGCAAGGGCAAGACGAAGUGUGAUCAGCCGGGCAAGGGCAAGACGAAGUGUGAUCAGCCUGGCAAGGGCAAGACGAAGUGUGAUCAGGCUGGCAAGACGAAGUGUGAUCAGGCUGGCAAGGGCAAGACGAAGUGUGAUCAGGCUGGCAAGGGCGAGAAGGGUGCCACACAUCAGGAUGGCCAGCAGAGCAAGGCCGCGCUCACGGAUGAGGAGCGAAAGCAUAUUCAGGCCCUCAGUGGACCUGGCGACAUCCCACUAGUGCAGCGCAAAGCCGUGAAUGAAGCGUUGCGACGAAGAAUGAAGAGCGGCCAAGGCCUGAGGAAAGGGCUCGUAGCCCAAUGGGCGGCGACUCCCCCGAACUCGAUGGCUCGGUUCGAGUUCUUGAAAGCAUUCCUCCUCGACCGAGAGGGCCUCGCUUCGAUCACGGUCGAGCCCUUUUACGAAGAGCUCUCGGAGAAUAAAGACAAGGAGACAUAUACGGAGAUGCCUCUUUGUCUCAUCAAAGAGAAAUACGAGAAACUACCGGGAGGACCUGCCUUCAUUCAGUCUAUCGUGGACAGCCAGGCUGGAAAAAAACACCCCCAGUUCGACUCCAAGGACAUGGUCAUCUAUAAAGUCUUUGACUCCAUCAAAAGUAUCAGUUGCUCGGUUGCUGUCAGUUUAAUUGGAGCUGCUCAUAGCACUGCACUUGUCAGUACGCACGAUUACGUAGCUCAGGUUCCAACGUCAGCCGAGUUGGCAAUCGAACCAGUGCCAGCAUGUCGCCCUCAAACAACAAAGCGGAGAGACAAGCGAUGGCCGAAGUUUUGCAAGCAAGAGUUGCGGGCAUGA